Bacillus rossius redtenbacheri is the source of this 28262-nucleotide messenger RNA. Its product is annotated as breast carcinoma-amplified sequence 3 homolog. The transcript has 12 exons. NCBI's taxonomy places the organism in Eukaryota, Metazoa, Arthropoda, Insecta, Phasmatodea, Bacillidae. Gene Ontology annotation, cellular component: cytoplasm. Gene Ontology annotation, biological process: autophagy; response to starvation. The record is from RefSeq and is a predicted model, not a curated record. Gene Ontology annotation, molecular function: protein binding. Bases 77 to 2617 code for a protein of 846 amino acids.
GUUAAUUUAUGGUGUUUAAUUGUUGUUUGGAACAACCCGAAAGCAUUAAACUCUUGCAAAACUGUGUUGGUGCAGUAUGUUCUACUCUUUGUGUACUAAGAAUGUGGGCCAUGUCAUCGAUAGUUGGUUAAGAAUGUCCGCUGAUUCACCCAACAAAUCAAACCACCACCGGGGACACAGCGUCUCCCCGCAGCCCGUGAACGACCGCUCGAUAAUAGAGAAUGUAGCAGGGUUUAUAAACGAAGUCGUACCACAGGGGUACUCUAGUGCUGCGCCCUCGGAAGGCAAAGAAGCAAUCCAGUGGGCGAGGUUCGAGUGCGGGGACAUAAACGAUCCUGCCCUGUACCCGGAGUCCUCGGAAGACCACAUUUCGGCUCCCCCUCUGCUACUGGUUCUGGGGUACAGCAAUGGAGUGCAGGUGUGGACGGUGCCGGCGAGCGGGGAGGCCAGCGAGGUGCUCUCCUCCAGGCAGGGCGUGGUGCGCACCCUGCGCGUGCUCCCCUCGCCCCGCGCCGCCGCGCCGGACGCCUUCUCGCUGAAGAGACCGCUGGUGGCGCUGUGCGACAGCGCGGGGCCCGGCCCCCAGUUCUGUUCCGUCAGCUUCGUGUCGCUGCGCAGCGGGGAGCAGGUGAGGUGCGUGAAGCUGAAGAGCGCGGUGAGCGACGUGCUGGCCAGCCGGCGCGUGGUGCUGCUGGCGCAGGCCGAGCGCAUCUCCGUGCUGCACGCCGGCACGCUGGACGACUGCCUGACGGUGACCACGUGCUACCCGUGCCCCGGGCCGGGGCCCAGCCCGGUGGCCCUGGGCGAGCGCUGGCUGGCGUACGCCGAGCGCCGCCUGGUCUCCGCGCGCCGCUCCUCGGGCGGCAGCGAGGGGGACGGCGUGCAGUCCUACACGGCCGCCGUGCUGCACGCGGCCCGGUCCCUGGGGCGGGGGCUGCGCGAGCUGGGCGAGACGGUGGCGGGCAGCCUCACCGGCGCGGCCGCGCAGCGCGGCGCGGGGCCGUCCAGCACGCCCGGCACGGACGCCUCGCGGCCGGGGGUCGUCACCAUCCUCGACACGCAGGUCCCGGGCGGCGAGGCGGUGGCCCACUUCACGGCGCACAGCGACGCGGUGGUGGCCCUGGCCUUCGACCCGUCGGGCCUGCUGCUGCUGACGGCGGACCGGCGCGGCCACUGCUUCCACCUGUUCCGCGUGCAGCCUCAUCCGGCCGGCGCGGCCUCCGCCGCCGUGCACCACCUGUACAUCCUGCACCGCGGCGACACCGGCGCCAAGGUGCAAGGCAUGGCCUUCUCGGCGGACAGCCGCUGGGUGGCGGUCAGCACCAUGCGCGGCACCACGCACGUGUUCCCCAUCACGCCGUACGGCGGCGCGGUGGGCGUGCGCACGCACGGCUCCCCGCACGUCGUGAACCGCCUGUCCCGGUUCCACCGCAGCGCGGGGCUCACCACAGACGGGCGCAACAGCCCCGUGCCGCUGGCCGGAGCGGAGGCCCCCGCGCCGGGCCCGGCCGUGCCCCACCCCAACCCCCGCCUGCCCCCCUACCCGCACCCCACCGUCCUGACGCCCCUGGCCCAGCUGCGCCAGCCCUUCGCCCCCUCGUCGCCCGGCCCGGCCGGCCACCCCUCGGUGCGGGCGCUGGGCCGGGCGCAGUCCUGGGACGAGGGGCCGGCGGGCGGGGGCACGCCCCUCAGGGUGGCCGCCUGCUUCGCCCCGCCGCGCGCCUGGCUGGCCGCGUCCCCCACGGCCGCCCGGGAGCCGGCCAAGGCCUGCCGGAGGCUGGUGGACUCGCUGUUCGUGAUGACGUGCCACGGCACGCUCAUACAGUACGACCUGCGGCCCCGCCACGCCGCCGGAGUGGCCAAGGAGAAGGUGUGCGACGACACGCCCCUGGACCUGGAGGUGGAGGCCAAGGCCCAGUGGCAGCUGCUGCGGUCCCGCCACUGGGCCGAGCUGCAGCCCCCGCUGCCCGCCUCCAGCCCCCUGGUGGCCGUCCCCGAGCGCCUGCCGCCCCCGAGCGACCCCGGCGAGGAGCGCUGGCUGUCCCAGGUGGAGAUCGUGACGCACGCCGGGCCCCACCGCCGCCUCUGGAUGGGCCCGCAGUUCUCCUUCAAGACCUACGCCAGCUCAACCAGCGCCGUGCCGCUGGAGUCUGACGCGCUGGACGUGGGUGUGGGCGGCGGCUCGCGCCCGGCGCGCUCCAACCCGGUCAACAUGCCGGCGGGGAGCUCCGGGCCCCGCCCCGCUGUGCCGGUGCUCAUCGAGUCUGGAUCCGCGAGCAGCUACGAGCAGUCGCCCACGCUGCUGGAGGCGUUCGGGCCGGACGGGGACUCUGACGGCUCGCUGGGUCCCGGGGAGUCGCAGCUGAAGGAAGACCUGGCCGAUGCGAUGCUGGAGAGCCCGGGCUUGCAGUCCGGCGACGCAGACACCAGAGGCUGCAGGCGGAGGUCCCUCGCCAACUGGCGAGGCAGUCAGUCGCUGGCCAGCUGCGAGGACCUGAGCUCCAGCAGCUUCAGUUCCGCCAGCCGAGCCUCCCUCGAGGCGCGCUGCUCCCCGUCGCCCUCGUACGCCACAGAGAGCGCGCUGGUGUUCCCAGGCGACUCCAGUGGCUCAGUGUAGCGCCAGCCACACUUGCUCCAACAUACGAGCGUUCCUUGUGGCACGCUGCUCCCCGUCGCUCUCGUCCGCCACAGAGAGCGCGCUGGUGUUCCCAGGCGACUCCAGUGGCUCUGUGUAGCGCCAGCCACACUUGCUCCAACAGCCGAGCGUUCCUUGUGGCGCGCUGCACCCCGUCGCCCUCGUACGCCACAGAGAGCGCGCUGGUGUUCCCGGGCGACUCCAGUGGCUCCGUGUAGCGCCAGCCGCACUUGCUCCAACAGCCGAGCGUUUCUUGUGGCGCGCUGCACCCCGUCGCCCUCGUACGCCACAAAGAGCGUGCUGGUGUUCCCGGGUGACUCCAGUGGCUCCGUGUAGCGCCAGCCACACUUGCUCCGCCAGCCGAGCCUCCCUCGAGGCGCGCAUCUCCCCGUCGCCCUCGUACGCCACAGAGAGCGCGCUGGUGUUCCCGGGCGACUCCAGUGGCUCCGUGUAGCGCCAGCCACACUUGCUCCAACAUACGAGCGUUCCUUGUGGCGCGCUGCUCCCCGUCGCCCUCGUACGCCACAGAGAGCGCGCUGGUGUUCCCAGGCGACUCCAGUGGCUCCGUGUAGCGUCAUCCACACUUGCACCAACAGCCGUGCGUUCCUUGUGGCGCGCUGCACCCCGUCGCCCUCGUACGCCACAGAGAGCGCGCUGGUGUUCCCAGGCGACUCCAGUGGCUCUGUGUAGCGCCAGCUACACUUGCUCCAACAGCCGAGCGUUUCUUGUGGCGCGCUGCACCCCGUCGCCCUCGUACGCCACAAAGAGCGUGCUGGUGUUCCCGAGCGACUCCAGUGGCUCCGUGUAGCGCCAGCCACACUUGCUCCGCCAGCCUAGCCUCCCUCGAGGCGCGCUGCUCCCCGUCGCCCUCGUACGCCACAGAGAGCGCGCUGGUGUUCCCGGGCGACUCCAGUGGCUCCGUGUAGCGCCAGCCACACUUGCUCCAACAUACGAGCGUUCCUUGUGGCGCGCUGCUCCCCGUCGCCCUCGUACGCCACAGAGAGCGCGCUGGUGUUCCCAGGUGACUCCAGUGGCUCUGUGUAGCGCCAGCCACACUUGCUCCAACAUACGAGCGAUCCUUGUGGCGCGCUGCUCCCCGUCGCCCUCGUACGCCACAGAGAGCGCGCUGGUGUUCCCGGGCAACUCCAGUGGCUCCGUGUAGCGUCAGCCACACUUGCACCAACAGCCGUGCGUUCCGUGUGGCGCGCUGCACCCCGUCUCCCUCGUACGCCACAGAGAGCGCGCUGGUGUUCCCAGGCGACUCCAGUGGCUCUGUGUAGCGCCAGCCACACUUGCUCCAACAGCCGAGCGUUCCUUGUGGCGCGCUGCUCCCCGUCGCCCUCGUACGCCACAGAGAGCGUGCUGGUGUUCCCAGGUGACUCCAGUGGCUCUGUGUAGCGCCACCCACACUUGCUCCAACAACCGAGCGUUCCUUGUGGCCCGCUGUUCCCCGUCGCCCUCGUACGCCACAGAGAGCUUUCUUGUGUUCCCAGGUGACUCCAGUGGCUCUGUGUAGCGCCACCCACACUUGCUCCAACAACCGAGCGUUCCUUGUGGCCCGCUGCUCCCCGUCGCCCUCGUACGCCACAGAGAGCGCGCUGGUGUUCCCGGGCGACUCCAGUGUCUCCGUGUAGCGCCAGCCGCACUUGCUCCAACAGCCGAGCGUUUCUUGUGGCGCGCUGUACCCCGUCGCCCUCGUACGCCACAAAGAGCGCGCUGGUGUUCCCGGGCGACUCCAGUGGCUCCGUGUAGCGCCAGCCACACUUGCUCCGCCAGCCGAGCCUCCCUCGAGGCGCGCUGUACCCCGUCGCCCUCGUACGCCACAGAGAGCGCGCUGGUGUUCCCGGGCGACUCCAGUGGCUCCGUGUAGCGCCAGCCGCACUUGCUCCAACAGCCGAGCGUUUCUUGUGGCGCGCUGCACCCCGUCGCCCUCGUACGCCACAAAGAGCGUGCUGGUGUUCACAGGCGACUCCAGUGGCUCUGUGUAGCGCCAGCCACACUUGCUCCAACAUACGAGCGUUCCUUGUGGCGCGCUGCUCCCCGUCGCUCUCGUACGCCACAGAGAGCGCGCUGGUGUUUCCGGGCGACUCCAGUGGCUCUGUGUAGCGCCAGCCACACUUGCUCCGCCAGCCGAGCCUCCCUCGAGGCGCGCUGUACCCCGUCGCCCUCGUACGCCACAAAGAGCGUGCUGGUGUUCCCAGGCGACUCCAGUGGCUCUGUGUAGCGCCAGCCACACUUGCUCCAACAUACGAGCGUUCCUUGUGGCGCGCUGCUCCCCGUCGCUCUCGUACGCCACAGAGAGCGCGCUGGUGUUCCCAGACGACUCCAGUGGCUCCGUGUAGCGCCAGCCACUCUUGCAUCAGUGUAUAUUUCUAUCAAUAUUUCUAUUUUUCUUUCAGUAUUUUUAAGAAGGCUUGUAUGUGCUGCCUUCUAAUCACUACGAUAUAUUAAAUCGGGGAAUGUUAUCAGAGCACAGAUGUGUAUCAAACACAGUUGAUGUAUAUAUCUGAAGUCAUGCCAUUCCAUCUGUAGGAUAGACAUGCCUAUCCUUGUUAUGGUAGCCUUCUUUCAUCUGUUACCUUCAAGUUUGGCUCUUCAGGGUGGCUACAGAUACUCUGCCGAAAAAUUCCCUGACAUUUCCCUGACAUUUCCCUGAAUUUUCCAACUGUUAAAAUACUUUGUUGUGACGUAACUUAAACAUUUCCCCUAGAAUUUCUUUAAUGCAAAUUGUAUCCAAACAGUAAAUUACCAACCUCAUUUAUUAUAUUGCACUUUAAAUUAAAUGAAAACAUUACUCAACAAAAGAUCCUUUCUGAUGUUAUCAAUCACUACACCAUAGGUACAAAAUUUGGUGCUCUACUUGAGUUAACGAAUAUCACUUUCAUGAAACACAUCAAAUUUUGAAAUGAAGUUCACAGUCGCACAUAUUAUUAACAAAUAUGUAAUGAAAGCUAUGAUGGUUAUAUCAGUCAUGUCACCAGUGUACAAUUUGAAGACACAUUUCAGUUUUUAGACGAGGUUCCUCAAACUUAGAAAAUAAAUUUACCAGUUCAUUUUAAACUAAAAAACCAACACAAUAUCACUUUUACUUUGUUAAGGCUUUGAUUUCUUCUUCGAUCAAAGAAGCUUGCUUUCGUGCUUCCUCCAACAACUUCUGUUUCUUAAACUCCAACUGUUUUGCAAUGGAUGCAGCUCGUUUUUUUCCACUUUAUUUCUCUCUUCCUUAUCUGCUUCUCUGGACUGCUUUUUCAGUGCUUCAGAAUAACGGGCUCUUGCAUUUCUGGCAAAACGAAGUAACUUCUUGGUUAUCUGUAGCUUUUCAAUUCCACCUUCAGCUAGUACAGCAUCAUAUACUUGUCUUUGUGCUACAAGAGACAUUUCCUUCUGAUUUUCAAUUAUACAUUCUCGAUUUACCGAAAAUUCUCUCUCCAAGCUACUGUUUCCAUGAGACAAAAUAAAUACCAUUUUUAAGACGGAAGUCAAAUCUUGGUAAUCACCAGUCUCAGGAAUCAUUUCAAGCCACAAUCUGUCUAGCCUAUGAUCUUUCACACAAAAUGCCAACAUUUUUUCCCUGAAAUUGGGCAGACUGAAAAUACUCUUGAACUGACGAUCUAAGCGAUCUGCGGUCAUGCCAGAUAUCCAGUUGUUUGCUACUAAUAUCUCCAAGAAAGACCUCAUUCGUUCAUCACGCACUGCCUGUAGAACAGAAACUGCUGGAUCUAAAAAUGAUAUGGCUUUGGUCAACUUGAACUUCAGAGGUGAAAAAUCCAAUAACUUACUGCAGAUCUUUUGCAAACAAAUUUGACAAUCUCGUUUAAACAAUAGGAUGUCUUUCUCAACCACAUCAUUUGAUUCGCGAAGAGCUUUUCUUGUAGCAUACCCAAUAUCCAAAUUCUUUACAGGUUGCAAGUUAUUCUUGUCUGAAACAUCAAUGUCACACAACACUGACUUUGCAGCAAUAACAUCUGCUUUUACAAAUCUUGACAUUAAAGAAUGCAAAACACUAUUUAAAGAACCAUAUAGCAGUGGUGCUAGAGGCACAUCAUCCUGAAACUUGCGAAGGAAAGGUUCAAUUUCACUUGCUAUAGAAACAAAGAAAGCAAGUUUAGCUGUCAACAUUUUAUCUUUAACAGAUGAUGCAACAGUCUGAAAGCUUUGGCAACAUGGUACUUUCUUUAACUUUGUGGCUUCUGUCACAUACUUCUGCACGUUGGGAAGAAUUUCUACUGCCCUCUCUGCAACCUGGACAUUUUCAAGCCACCGAACCGAACAGAAUUUCUUGGGGAAUACCGAAGAAUCAGUGAAAUGAAUGUAAUCAGCUCUACGUGCUGGGACAUUCUUAAACAAAUAAUAAAGAGCUCUCAAAAAUUCAAUAAUCUUCCAUUCGGUCACAUUUACAGCAGCUUUAAAAGAACAAUGAAGAGUGUGCAAGCCACAACUUCCAAUGUCAAGCAUCACAACAUCUUUCAAGUUAACAUUUGCACUUAUGAGUUCGCGCAAAAAUUUUUUGUUUACAUUUGGUCCAUCCAUUGACACUUGUAAUAUGUUAAUCUGUUUUAACUCUGAGAGAGCACUACUGAACGCUGUCAACAAAUCAAUUGAUGUAGCAUGACCUAAGAAUGCAGAGUUCAAAUACUGAGUUGAUACUCCAUUUAGCUUAUUGUUCCAAAACCGUACCAAAACGUCCAUCUGUCCCUUUUGAGCAACCUUGUUUAAGGACUCAUCAAAUCCUACAACUAUCUGUGGACACUGCAAGCACAAAUCUACAAGUUCAUCGUGAAAGUAUGGAGCAAUUCCAUGCAAAAUAGUGUACCCAAUUUUCGCUCUUCCUAGCUGCAUCUUCUGGGCAAUGUCACUAUCAGGAAACAUUAAUUUAAAGAGAUCCACACUUUUUCCAGAAGCACGCAUGGAAGUGUGCGUCAUUACAGUCUGAAUACACCAAUAUACUUCAGACUUUGUGACAUUCUCCUGAAGAAUGAAACUGUUCAAUGGGGAAACCUUUUCUUUAUGCACAUCUGAACUCAAAACCUGAAACAAAACCAGGUGUAACUUACUUACUGUCUUAAUAUAUUUUUAUGAUGCAUUUCUGAACUUUAGAGCACAAUAAGAAUCAUAUUGAAAUUAAUUUUUUAAUAAGUUAUUUUAAAAAGUUGCAUAAUUGUAAUAUAACUCUAAUAAGACAAAUGCUGCAAUUAGCCUAAUAUUAAUUAAUUUAGGUAUUACAAAGUGUGGACUUUACUGUCACAACAACGCAUUAAAAAGUAUAAUGGCAAACCUGUGAGACGACACUUCCUUCAUCAGAUGAAGUGCCUGGGACAGGCUGACAUGUAUCUGAAGUUGCUGAAGAUGAAUUCUGUUUGAAAUAUACUGAAAGUGAAUAAGUCUUUCUUCUUCUUUCUACAGCUGCUUGGUGUUUCUUGCCGGUGAUAUGACUUCUUACGGCUCGUUUACCCAUGUUACUUAGACUGAAUUUUGUAUGGCAAAAAGUACAAAUAGCAGACUAUUGAUCCGUGGGCGAUUCUCUUAGCCAGUUCUUGAAGUCUGGAUCUAAAAGCCAUGAUUCGUUAAAUACUGUUUUUCUGAAUUUCGACAUGGAAACUAAGUGGUGGUUAAGUCUGAAAAACUAAAAAUAUUAAACCAUAACUCAAAUGCCUGACGUUUUUUAAAACUUAUAUUAGAUUUUACGUGUUUCAAAUAGUCUUCUACUGAAUUAACAUUAAUGCAUUACUACUGUCGACGUUCAUAACACAGAAGCACUCUUGAUGAUGAGAAAUCGCAGUUAUCACUCGCAAAGGCAUGUCAAAUGGCAAACUUGCAUGAUGGCACUUCAAAACAGCUAAUAAAUAAAUAAAACCAGUUGUUUAUGUUCACACUUCAGACAAAAAUUCCACGAUGUUAUUCACGGAAAACUACAUCCAACUAGUCAACAUGCACGUACGCAAGGCACACGCGUGCAGUGGCUAUCGAAGACAAUUGUUUUCGAACAAUCGAACUGUCCGUCCGCCAUUACGUUGAUGUGCUCGGCACUCGCUGGACGCAGCUCGACGGGAAAACUAAGAUGUCCAUCAAGUUCUGUCCCUGCCCGAACACGCCCGAAUAUUCACCUUCCGCCAACCUCGGGUUCAUUUAUAUAUAUUUAUAUUUCUCUGUUUAUUUUAAUGUAGCUAUACUAACCUAACUAACCGUCCAUAGUGUUUUAAAGUGUUUUAAUGUAGCUAACCGAACCGACCACUUUUAAUAUUUGAAUUCAUUUUUCCUGCGCAAAAAUAAAACAAAUCCCGAGGUUGGCGGAAGGUGAAUAUUCGGGCGUGCUCGGGCAGGGACAGAGCUUGAUGGACAUCUAGGCUUCUCCAGCUCGACACGGCCCGGCGCGGCAGUCAAGAAGCUUGAGGAUGUCGGCACGGUCCGGUGGCCAGCAUCAAAUGCAAGCACGCACCCUGAAUUUUCGCGAUUUUGUUUUCAAGGGGAAAAAAAUGUGGGAGUAAAAUGGGUAGAUACAAUUUUAAUGUGGUUGAAAUAAAAUAAAAUGCAUUAAAAUAGUGUAUAAAAAUGAGAAAUCGCAAAAAUACUUUACAACAAAAAAUUUCCUGCACCUUGGCCAGAAUUCCCUGUCAUUUCCCUGUUCUCCCUGACAUACUAAAUUUCCCUGACUUUUCCCGGUUUUCCCGGUCUGUAGCCACCCUGCUCUUGUAGUCAAUUUCUCUGCACUAAUACUUGGUAUUAUUUAGUCUUUACUUAUUUUGAUGAUAAAAUUAUAAUCUUUCGAUUUAUUUUUAUAAUAUAUUGUUUGUUUUUAUCUUGUUCCUUUCGACUGGUGACCACAUGGUGAUUUAUUAUGUCGUGUAUUUGAAAUACUUUUAUGAAUAGAUGUUCUAAGAGUGUUAAUUGAGAUGUUAGGAGUUAGCAAGGAGUGUAUUUAUGUAUUUUUACUCAUACUAGAAUGAGUAUUUUCUUUUCACUCAAGACUUUAUUGAAUUUCAAGAAGGAUACGGUGCAAUCCUAACCCCUAUGAUGCUUUGUACUCAAUCACUUUGUCAUUAGCGAUGUGGCUUGCAGCUCUGUUAUUUUGGAGUCCUUGCCUCAAGCCUUUGUGUUAACUGUGCAACCCAAGUUUUUUUCUUUACAUUCAGUUUUACAUGUUACACUCAUUGUGCACAUUCUUGCAAUGUGUUGACGCCUAGUCGUCUUGUGGAGGUGGUGAAGUGGUAGGUUGGGCCUGGCUAGCUCUCAGUGGUGAUGUCGCCACGUGGCUGCAUGGUGGUACACCCGGGGGUGUAAGCCCUUCAGGACGCUAUGCUACUGAAAGAACAGUGAAAGGGGAGUCCGGGUGAUGUAUAGAGUUAGAGCGCAGCACACUCGUACAGAUGCUGCUGGAGGUCGCGACGUGUCCCGGUCCUUGAGCGCAGCCUCGUUGCUAGGGCGCUGUGGCCGGCUUAGCCCUCGCUAGAGUUCACGGCAACGGGUACAGCUGAAUCUCGUAUGUUCGGGUCCACUGGCAGUUGACUGGGCAUGCACAUGAACAAGGCUGACGUAAUAUGAAGUUACACAUCGACGUGAAACACUUCCCUAACAAGAUAUUACGUGUUGUGGCCUGUUGUCCACAGAAUGUGACCACAUGCUACAAACCUAACAAACAAUUGGCAGUGAAUAAUCAGAAGUGGAAGGCUGUCGGGUCCAAAACCCAUCACGUGGGUUGCACAAAGACUAGAGGCCCCGAAUGUCCGUCGGCCUUGUGCGGGCGAAACCAUGAAGGAGUCUUGUGACAUGAUAGCUAAUGAAGCCCGGAUCACAACCUGCAACCGGGCAGGUGAAUUGCGUAAUAUAGGGAGAACUCCCACUCGGGGCUGCAGAGGCUGGCAAGUUCGGGCCAGCCUAUAAACCAGCUGCGGAGCCUGAGUUGCAAGGAAAGCCUCACAAUCUUUCAGUUGUUGAGUGUGUUGUAGCAUUGUUGUAACUAUGAUUCACAGUAUAAUGUGUGUUACCCUCAUGCCAAAUGAUUCUGCGUGCACUCCAACAAUCACUUACAAUUAUAGAGCCAAAUCUAAUUUUUUAUACAAAUUAGUGGCAAAACUGUGUGUUGAGAUCUGUUGAGAAGAGGCAUUAAAAGACAUUCAUUAGUCUCUCGGCAAAUUACACCAAAGACCCACUGCUCAGGUAACACUCUACCGGUGUUAUGUUUUUCUUUUGGAAUACAAGAUUUCAUUAAUUUCGAUGUAGAGGCCAUUUCCUCCAAUUUGAGUUUCUUCUUGUUGCAUUCGCCACACGCAAACUUCACACAUGUAAUUGCUGUAGUCAACGAAAGCCUCAAUGCACAUGUUCAACUCUUUAUUACAAAAUGAUGCAUUCCUCAGUUCUUUUGACCAACAAUAUUUAAACAAUGCAAUCUUCUCCACUGAUAAUUUAGAAUUUAGAUUCCUCCAGCCAGUUUCCUUUCUGAACACCAUGUUCGCAACAUUUCAUCAUGCAUCUCCAUUAUAUGACUUUUCCAAAUGACAAGUACAUUUUGUGGUUAUUAAUGCAGAAAGUUUUGGAAAGAAUUAUCCCAUAGCAUUGAAAAAAAAUCACUGCUUAUGUUUCAUCUGUAAUAAGUCUACACAAUUUAAUAAAAUAAAAAAUUUCACUCAUUGUGACUGAAAUACAGAAACAAAAAAUACCUUGACAUUCAAAACCACGUAUUGUGAUGCUAUCAAUAAAAACAGCGAUAGUCGAAUGGGAGGAAAUAUCGACAUGCCGAAGUAUUGAUAUAUUUUUCAGGUAGGAAUAUAACAGAUAAGUAACCUUUUUUUAUGAAAAUUUGCUAUAAUUAGUAAAAUGUUAAAAUAAAUAUUCCAGACAUUUCAUUCAAUUAUAAAAAUUUCUGUGUUUGUUUUGAUUAUCUCAGUUAAUCCUGGAGUUUUGUUUGUCAUACCUGUUUAGGGUUACAAUGAAAUUAAUUUCUCGUUUUUGCACUUUUUUUUUGUUUAACCAUUUGGUAUUGUAGGAACCAAACGAAACAACGUUAAUAAAGUCUUCAAUGGAAAUUUGUAUGUGGUUGGCUAUCACGUAAAAGAGCUAACUGAACCACAGUUUUAUUAGUAAUUUGUUCAUUACAGAAAAAUUAAUGUAUGAAAAUCCACCAUGGAACAUUGAUUCAGACAUAAUCUCUAUCUGUGCAUGUACUCAGACAGGGAUCUAUAUUUUUAAAAUGAUGUUAAUCAAAGUUAAUUGCCAUACUGGCAAAAUGCUGGAGCGUCAGUUCUCAGAGUUUAAAACAUGGUAAACAAAAUACUUAUUAAAAAAAUAUUGAAAUUUUUAACUUAACUUUAACUUAACAAAUGGCAUAAUGUAAAAGGGCCACUUAUGUGCUGAAAACUCCAACAGGUAGCCUGUUUUACAUUAUACUGUCGUGACUAGGGAUGUAAGGGAACGAACAAAUUAAUUGUCGGAGUGGGCGCCACCACGUGAUGUGGGCACGUGGACCCGGCGGAGACUCCCUUCAGGGUGUGACGUGACCCGUGUAGGGCUAGGCUCGGUUCCCUUAGCACGCGAUAUAGCUCCAGUGGGCUCUUCAGGCGUCCCACACGCCUCGAGGUUCAGGAGCAGGGACACGUGGUCACUCGACUAAAAAUCACACGUUCGACUUACUCCUUUUAUUUCAGCAACAUUACAAUACGUCUCCAAUCGCGCUACACCUACAUACACUAUGAGACUGUUAAAACGCCAACGGCGGGAGAGAAUCAGUUUACAGGCUGACCAGGUCACCUCGUGGCCUGGCCUCGUUAGUUUAGGACGCGGUUCGUGAUUAAAUGUUCGAAUUUAACUUAAAUAUUGAUUAAAACGAGUCGGCCACCCGGAGUAGGCCGCGCAUAUACAAAAAAGGUUUAAGAAUGAUAAAAAGUCCGGCGGAUGCUAAGAGAUCAGUUGAUUAAGAAAAAUGUGAAGUUGCGUGGUGCUCACCAAGCAUCUUACCCCGGGUGAAGAACGGAAGCGACUGAAGAGGCCAGGGCAGCAUGGCGGCCGGAAAGCGCUGGAUUUACCGUUAACCUCUCCAGUUAUUUAUUACCGUUUAUUUAACUAAAACAAAUACACUAAAAAUUCUAUAGUAAAAUUAUACCAAGGUUUCGUUAAUUAUUUAAGUUGAGUAUUGAUUAUUUUAAUUAUGAUUAUGGUUCAAACUAGUCGCGGGUAGUUCCAUUGCCUGCCGCGUGGGGCGCUGCUCCGUCCUUACAACUAGCAUUUAAAACAUAAACACUAAGGAAAUAUUAUUUAAAGAAAAGACAGUUAGGUAAACCUAAAAAUUGAAUAAUAAAAUAAAAGGGGUCGUGGCACAGACUUUACACCCGCCUCUUGUUGGCGCCUCACACACACACACACACACACACACACACACACCUGCACACGGGGCGGGAGGUUUGAAAUAGAGGGUGGUGGCGGGAGGAGAGGGGUGGCGACGGCGUGAGGCACAUCGGGCUCAGGGAGGGCGUAGCCCCGGUCGACGUCAAUACUUUACACAUUUUUUAUCAUGUUUUUGUAAUCAAAUAUUAUAUGCAAUGUUUUUUUUUUUUUCAUUUAUUUAAGUUCUCAAUUAAUUUGAAGUAUAACUUGAUACAAAAAAAAAACCAAUUGAGAAAAAUGGUCUGACAUUGAUUUUGAACUUUAAUAAUUUUACUAAGCUAAUUAUUAUUGUUGUAUUUAGCAUUCAAUAAUUUCUUAAACAAUGUAAAAAAAAAAAAAAAUAAUUGGACACUGUAGUUACUUAAAAUUGUCUUAUUAUGGAACAGGAAAAUAAAAUUAAUUUAAAUAGUAAUAAUAAUGAUUAUAAAUAUGAUAAAUCUCGAUUUUCUAACUAAACAUUUUGUGGCCUUAAUUGUUUGAAAACGUUUAAGUGUAUCAUAAACUAAUAUUGCGAGUUGAACUAUUUUUAACAUUUUUCAUCAGGUUGUCUUUAGAAUUUUUACCAACCAAGUAUAGGAAGUAUGAACUGUAUACCUAAGGUAUUCUUUUGUAGGUAGUAUAGUGCUUUUCUAUCGAAACAUGAAAUAUUUAUGAAUAUAAGCAUGAUAUUUUACCUGCUCAAGGGCGUGAAUGAUUGUUUGUUUGUUUAGGAAACGGUAAGAAGUUUUAAAAAUAUUGUAAGACUAAUUGUUGUUUCUGUCGGGCUGUGACAAGCGAGGACAGCGUGUCUGAGCCCUGGCGCGGUGCAGGGCUGACCCCUCUCCCUCUGUUGCGUGCCCAGAACAAGCACGGGACAUCGCUCGGGCCUGCAGGCGUGCCAGUGGGGGUUCUUCAAACAUUCAGUUGUUAGGUUUCAUGUAUCAGUGUUUUCUUUAGAGUAAUUUGUAAUGCUGGAAAUAAAUGACUAGGCAUGCUUAAUGAAUACAGUAAUGAUAAGAAAGGGAGGCCAGCUGAGUGAUUAUUUUUCCUAGCCUAAGUUAUUCUAAGUGUGUAAGGGGAGGGUCCAGGUUAGGGGAGGACCUAAGUGUGUCUCAGGCCGAAGCCUAUACACUCUACCGUGCAGGACAAGGGUGCGUGCUCAUGCCGUGACAGACCGGUGCUGGCCAGAUCUGCACGGCAUGCCUGGCCAGUGAACUAGCUGAGCCCUGAUGCACUGUCUCUCUUAUCAUGGCAAGACUAUGCACACACUAACACAGCUCGCCUGAUCGCCCCGCUGCACUCCCUUAGCCAUGAGUACAUGCAGCUCUGUGAUGUUCUCGGCAUCUCGCCUCCACGCCAUACUGCAGCAUGUGCACCUCCACACUGUCACUCCAGACUGCGGAGCCGAGACAUCACACUGGCAUGUUCGGCGUGUGUCGCACUCCUGUUGGGUUCACCUCCUCUAGUGUCCACUAGUGACCAGAGUUGAUGGUAGCAAUAUUCAGCAUUAAGGGCAGUUGUACCUUCAAAUGCUUGAGGACUUCCACAAGCAUAUUUUGAUGAAAUGGAAAUUAUCUUUGAUGUGUAAGUUUUAUUACGUAAUUAUAUUAUUAUAAACACAAAGAAAGAAUAAAUAUAUUGGAAUAGUUUUAGAGCUGGGCCGAUACAAUUUCUGAUCCAUUAUUCGGCCAUUAUUGUUGUCUGUCUGAUUGUUGUGAUCAGGAUUAUGCUCGCCAAUUUCACAUGCCAAUCAGCUCCCAUAUUUACCCACAGUAUUUACCUGCAUAUGGGUGCCAUCUUUACUUUUUGCCAUAACAAUCAAAUAUUUUCACCAAGGGUCACCCUCGAAUAUGGAUUGCACCAUAUAUCUGAUACAAGGGAAGUCUUUAUGUUCUGGGUGUCAGCUUAUCGGCGCCCAGGAAAUACGGCACUGGUCCUUUGCCUGCUGUCUGCCCUACUUUGUUACUCCGGUACUCCGGUACUCCGGGAGGGUGAAGCGGCAGACUUCUCCCCAAUCCCCCCCCCCCCCCCCCCCCCGCUCCACACUCUGUGGCUCUUCCUUAUCCUGCGCCACCCAACAAGACAAAGGAGGAAAAGAAUACCAUUUUUCGUAUUGGUGUUUCACUUCCCGUCUGUUGUCAAGAGUAUUGUUUUACCCAUCGUCCCUUCCAAUGAAAGGAAGGGUGGCAAGUUAAACUUUGUCGGUUACAUCUGUAAAAACUAGCACGCACUUUACUAAAUUGUGUGUGGUCCAUUGAUUGGGGGGGUGGGGGGUUGUGCAGUUUUGUCUGUAAUGUUAAUUGAAAGGGUGUGAAAAACCUUUUGCAAUAAAUAGUCUGGGCAAUGUUGCGUCACAACAACCUGUCGAGAUAGACGGUGCCAGACCACGGACAUGACUCACACUAACUCUGGUUGUCCCGCAAGUCACUAACCGCCAGAUGCAGACGUAGCAUGAUGACACAGUUCACUGUACUUUUCGAACCACUGCUGAGAUGUUUUAAUUAAACAAUUUAUACUUACUCCUGACAUUAAAUUUCUUAAAAAUCAACUCAUGCUAGUAAUUUAAGCACAUGUUCAACCAAAUGUACGUAAACCUAAUUCAAAAUGAUCAAAUUACAUUAUUUCAUGCAUUAUCAGCUGUAAAAUAUUACUAUGAGCUGUUGACUUUUCAAAUAACUAGGCUGUUUAUAUAACCUUUAUCAAUUACAUUUUGGUGCCUAUUUUUAUAAUGCUAAAUUUUUAUUUUUGUUUUAUGAAAUUUGUGUGAACAUGAAAUUUUCACCUGUGUUUUUUUUUUUUUUUUGUGGCAAUAGCGACAAACCAUAUAGCAUUGUUUUAGCUAUUAAAAGUUAGUUUAGAUUUGCAGAAAGCAUUAUUACUUGAUGUUUUAAUUUGCUGUAUGUCUGUAUCUGGUAACUCGAAAAAACACUUCAAAAUGUCAUUGAUUUACGGUGUUAAUUGGAAUGUAAUGAAAUUGAAACCUUCACCAAAUAACCUUUAUGACUGUAUCUUGAGUUUCAACUGGGUCACAUAUUCCAUUCCUGAAGCUGGCUAUAAUUUAUCUCUGUAAAGAGUAAUGAAAAUAACGUGAUCUCACAUGACUUAGGCUGGUACGUGUGGCUCAUGGCCUCCUACGUGGACUAUGGACCAUUGUCAUCUACAAAUAAAUGUUUCUUCAAAUAACUAUUCAGGAUACAAGCAAGCUACAUGCAGAUCCCAUAUUAAGGUGGACCACAUACUGAACCCCCCUUUGUGCUUGUGCCAUUGGGUAGUACCUUUAUUUAUAGUCCUGGAAGCCGCUUAUAGCCACACAAAUGUUCGUUGAAAAAUCCAGAGGGCACAAGGGAGAAACGGAAUGUCCAAAUGGUGUUCCUCAAGUAAACCUUAGAGAACACUGUGGAUCGUUAAUAUUAAUAAAAAAAAUUAACAACUAGAUAAAAAAAAAUACAACAUGGGUGAUUGUGCCAUAUUCCCUUGUUUAUUUGUUAAAGUUAGAAUUUUAAAAGAACUAUUUCUGUAGUUGGUAUUUUCUGAAUUUCGAACAUAUUAUAACUUUACAAUUUCAAUACAUAAUAAUAUUAGACAGAUUCAAUUUACUAAUUCAGGGGCCCCUCUAGAGAAAAAAAAACAUAGACAGAGGUUAAUAAUAAUUUUUUGCGUAGUCUUUUGUCUUAUAAUAAAACCUUCGUAAAAUCAGUUCUGUUAUUUUAACAAUAUUAAAAGUUCACCGAAGACUGGCCAUGACGAGAAUGUACUGUACCACAAGCAUGAUCAGGACUUAUUGCCGAAAAUGUCGUUGAGAUGCAAUAGCUUCCCGGUCACCGGAGAAGGCUGGCGAUUUUCAGGGGCUCCGCGAAGUUGGAGCCGAACUCCAAGAGGUUGGGAGGGUGGUACUCCGGAGAUUUGGAACCCGGAACUUUGGAACUUGGGACUUUGCACCCUCUGCAACCAAGAAAUAGGUCACAGAGUUUAGAAAAUGUAAAAAAUUACAAGGGAGGAUACAAAAGGGGAUGGUCCGAGAAUUAUAGAGUUUGGAGCUUUUGUUUACACUCACCAUUCUGCUGAGGGUGAAUUCCGAAGAAAACGGUCCACGGGAUGGCACUCGCGGACGCGGGUCGCGUAAGCGAACAUAACUAGAUUACUACGGUGAUGUAAACAAUAAUAAAAAAACCAACUAGCUAACUAGAAAAAAGAGACGGGACUACUCCCGAAACUCUGGUAAUCACAUGCCUAGACUUUGUUGGAGCUCUUCGACAGCAAAAGAAGAAAAACCGACGAAAUGGCGGGAGCCAAGUCUCUAAGACGACCGUUCGCGACGAGAGCUCAAGAAAAACUCUCCUCAAUUCCCUAAGUGGCACGAGGUAACAUCGGCUAGCCCAGGGAAGCUGGGACUCGAGGGGAAGGGAAAAUUAGCUGAUUGGCCGAAGACGCCUUGGUGGGGGUCGCUCGAAGGGGCUAAAAGAAAUUAUAAAAAAAGGGGGGGGGGGGGUAAGUUCUGUUGGUCGGGCGGUGCUGCUCUCUAGGUAGGUGACACGAGAAACUAAGGGUUAGCCGACAGCUCCGGGACGAGCGGGAAGCCUACUUACAGGCAAUCGGGGGUAAUUUAGUUCAAAACAGUGCCCCUAGAUGGCACGGGUGAGUCGUUUGGCGCUAGCAAAUGGCCCCGGGGCGGGGGCGGGGGCGUGUCCAGGAGAAUGCCCGUUCAGAGUCCUCGGGCUGCUUCUGAGAAAACAUGGAGGGGUGGGGGGGGGGAUGGGGAAACUGCACUGUCUGUGAGAAACGACGGCCGUUCGCGACGAGACGUUAUGCUAACGUCGGGUGGGACAUGAGCCGCGCAUGACAAAAGGUGCUCAUGUCAUGCUGCUACUCGGAUCUGAGCUCGUCGUGAGAGAUUGUCGAUGGCAGCAGUUCCUGUCACGGGAGGGGAUCGAAAUGACAGACGGGAGGCGUGUGGCUAGGCGAGGAAAAUUUGAAUCGCCCUGCUGAGUUUAGCAGGCGUCGGCGAGAAUGCUGGGGGGGGGGGGGGGGGGGGGAGGACUUAGGCUUGGGAACUUGGCAGGGCCACUGCUAUAACAAACUUUAGGUGAGUGUGUACACUGAGGGGGGAAAAAUUAAAUUGAGUCGCAAAUUUAAUACGAAAAAUUCAGAUUAAAAAAAAAUUGAAAAUUUUUGAAAAUAGGGCCGAAAAUCUAAAUUGGCGGCACAUACUCCCCCGCUGAAAGGCGGAGCCAGGGUAAGCGACCAGAAGUAAGCAAAAGGUCAAGAGAACUGACCGACUUACCCUGUACCAGAAUCGACUAACAUAAACUACUAACAAUAAACGGUCUCCUUAAUACUUAACACACAUGAUAACACUUCAUAAACAAACUUAAGAACUAAGUGGCGCCACUUUAAUCUAGACAUCUUAUCCUAACAUACAUGUAAACUUUACUGCAUUAAUACACUUACAAUUUGUGCCAGCACUCUUACAAACUAGUACCAUGGUUUUUUUUCUUAUAACUAGGACCUAGGAUUUGUGUUCAGACUCAACAGCACGUGUUGAGUGAGGCAUGCCGAAUUUUUUGACUUUAGCUCCUUGGUUCGGAGUAAAAAGGGAAGAAGGAGGCACCUACUUCAGGUUAGGAUGCACUUUCUUCAGGUGCGAAAUAUGCGCGCGAGUAAAGAAGGCACCAGAACUGGGGUCGGCUAAGGCGACUGUUACUGGUGUUAGAAAACGUUGGAUUUGCCAAGGACCACUCCAACGGUAGGCGAGUUUGGCUGAUCUCUUAUCGAUCGCCUUGCUUUGUGUGUGUGAUUUACACAACACCAAAUCGUUUAUUCUAUAGGGAUUGUCAGCACGUCCCUUAUUGUACCUUUUCUUACUGUUUCGUGGGCCAGGUUUAAAUUUUUCUGAGCACGUCUCCAAACUUCUUUUAUAUCACGUGGGUCGUCUGGCAGAAGAUCAUUUAAGGACCAGAGAUUUGAGAGCGGGUUGUUGGGUCUGUAAGUGAACAUGAGUUCGAAAGGUGUUGUUUUAUGUCCUUCGUGACGAGCAUAAUUAAAUGCCAUCUGUAACCAUACAAGGUUGGUAUCCCACUUAUCCUGCGAGUUCGCAUGGUAUGCUAUUACAGCAGACCGGAGGUUCCGAUUGAAACGUUCCGCAUGAGAAGGCUGUGGAUAAUACGGGGAGGUGGUCACAUGUUGAAUGCCAUGUGAGAAGCACAUAUUUUUGAAUUGUCUGGAUGUGAAUAGGGAUGCGUUAUCUGAUACAAUAAUAGAGGGUAGACCAGAUAUCUUGAAGAUAUUGUUUUGCAAUGCUCUUAUUGUAGUUUCUGCUGUAGCUCUCCUGAGUGGAAUGAGCCAGACGAAUUUGGAGAAGGCAUCUAUGCAUACAAGAAGCAUGGAAUGUCCAAUUUUAGAUCGGGGGAAAGGUCCCACAAAAUCUAUAAAUAAUUUUUGCAUUGGUCUUUCGGCCACAUCAGAAGUAAGGAAUCCGAAUCGUGUUUUCUGAGCGGGUUUGCUCAGUGCACAUAAUUUGCACAAUUUUAUUCUCUCAGCAAUGUCCUUGUGCAUUCCGUCCCAGCUAAAAUGGCGACGUAUGCGUUCAAUUGUUUUAUAGGUGCCCAGAUGUGCUCCGAUCGGUGAGGUAUGAUAAUACCUAAAUACCAUGUCUCUUAGGUUUUGAGGGAGGACAAUUUUGAAUGUUUUGCUUUGUUUUGUGCGCCUGUACAACAGUCCUUUUGAAAAUUUAUAGUAUUUUGGAGGUGAAUUUGAUUUCAUGUCUUGAAUAAUUUGUGAUAGGUAGGAGUCUGAGUUUUGAUGACUCUGCAAAUCCGAGAAAGCUAAAGGGAAAUCGGUGAGAAGUGCCUGACACGAAAUCGUAGGUUCCUCCUGAAGAUUAGAGUUGGAGGGGUUCUCGAACAUUCGAGAAAGAGUAUCAGCUACUAUAUUUUGUGAACCUCGAAUAUGCCGAAUGGUGAACUUUAGUGAUGAAAUUUUUGCAAUCCAUCUGCCAAGUUUGCCUAAUUGUUUGGGGUGGGCCAAAAGCCAAGCAAGGGCCUGAUUAUCGGUUUCUAACAAAAAUUCUUUGUGUUCAAGAUACUGCCUAAAUUUAUCUAUUCCGAAAACGACAGCUAGGCACUCGAGUUCGUAAACAGAUGAAGACUUCUUUUCUUGAUGAGUCAGAGUGCGCGAGGCGAAAGCAAUCGGUUGUCUGUGUCCAUCAAAGUCUUGGGACAAUAUUACUCCCAAAGCUACGCUGGAUGCAUCGGUUUGGAGAAUAAAUGGCUUAGUAAAAUCUGCCAUUCGGAGCACUGGUGGGCUGAUGAUUGCCUGUUUCAAGUAAUUAAAUGCUUUGUCCUGUUCUGGGCCCCACUUAAAUGCUGAAUUUUUCUUUCUCAGGGCGUUGAGUGGAGCUGCCUGUUCCGCAAAAUUAGGAAUAAAUUUGGAAUAAAAAUUAACCAUGCCAAUAAAUCUUGAAAUGCCUUUAGUGUCUUUAGGCGGCUGAAAAUCUACGAUAGCCUGUGUGCGGCUUGGAUCAAUCGUUACUCCUUUACUUGAAAUAAUAUGGCCCAAAAAUGAGAUUUCAGGGACAGCGAAUUUCACCUUUUUUGUGUUUACAGUUAAGCCAGCAUGGCGUAAUCGUUCCAGGACUUGAGUCAAAUGAGUUAUGUGUUCCUCAAAGGACUCUGAAUAUACCACAACAUCGUCUAAGUAGUUGAAUACAAAUUUAAAUUUAAGAUCGCCGAAAACUUGAUCAAGGAGGCGAGUUAAGACUUGUGCGCCAGUAGCUAUUCCAAAAGGGACUACUUUAUACUGAUAUAGGUUCCAGGGUACACAGAACCCGGUGAUGUGUUUGGAUUGAGGAGUUAAAGGUAUUUGGUGGUAAGCUGAAUUUAGGUCAAAAACACUAAAAUAUUUGGCCUUACUAAACCAAUGACAAGCUGAAUUGAGGUCAGGGAGUGGAAUUUGUUCAACGUCUAUCUUCUGAUUGGCUAAUCGAUAGUCGAUAACUAGGCGGUGACCUUGACCUUUGGGAACCAAGAAAGCAGGUGACGAAUAACUAGAAGUUGAAGGCUCAAUCACAUCCUUAUCAAGUAAGUCCUGGAUGUGUUCUCGCAUAAUUUGCAUUUUGGGUCCUAACAACUGAUAAGGGUGACAUCUCACUGGCGUUUUGUCCAAAAGUUUAAUUUCAUAUUCAAUAAGGUGGGUACGUCCUAAUUUUUCUGUCAAAACAUCAGAAAAACAGUUACAUAAAUUUUGUACCUCUGUUUGUUGAGCUGGUGUAAGAUGGUCCAAAUAUGAUUCAUUUCCAUCUUUGACACUUGUGCGAAUGGCUUUAACCUUACCCUGACAUUUUGUUCCCGGCGAGUCAAAAGAGAUAUUAACUUGUUUAUUAAAUUUAAACUUAAAAUUUCUUGCUUGCAAAUCAAUUAUCAAUCCUGUUUUGGCUAUGAAGUCUGAUCCAAAAAUAAGAUCUGUUGCUAGAUCCUGUGCAACUAGAAAUGGGAAAGUCCAGGAGAAUAAGUCGAUUUUAAUUUUAAGUAAGGCGAUUGUGUUCACUUUUAAUGGCUGCUCUGAUGCAGUCACACAUUGGAUAUUAACUGGUUCAGUUUUGUGAAUUACUUUUUCUUUCUGUAAAACUUCAAACAGAUGCCCAGAAAUGAAACUUCGGACUGAGCCUGUGUCGAUCAGUCCUGGAGUUUCGUGGUUGCCAAUUAAGGUUUUGGCAUAAGGUAAAACUGUAGGUAAAUUUGCAAAAAUAUUAUGACAGGUCCUCUUGUCUUGUUUUGGAUUGAUGCAGUGUUUACAGUACUCUGUAGGCUCAUUAUAAUUUUUUAUGUUUUUAGACUUAGUUGCCAAUGUGUUUGUCUGUUGGUUAUAGGUUUGUUUUGAAUUGGACGGUUUUUUGGAAAUUUUUUGUUUCUUUUUGCGUUUUCGUUUUGUCUUGUUUUCGCCUGGAGGGUGGCGAUUUUCAUUGACUGAGUUAUGCCAAUCAGUUUGUUUAUUUGGUGGCACAGAAAGAAAACUUUCUGGCCACCUACCUACAUGUUUUUUGGUUUGUGUUGGUAGUGAAAAGGCUGUUUGUUUUUGCUGUAACAUUGUUCAAUUACAUGUCCGGAUCUCUUACAGUAUUCACAAAAUGGUAUGUUUCCCUGCUGUUGCCUAUAAUUUCCCUGGUGAUUACUGUGAGGCUGUGAUUUAGGGUGAUUGUUAGUGUUCGUGCUUCCCUUGUUGGAGUUUUGGGAGGUCGAGAAAAUGGGAUGAUUAGCCGGGAAAUCUGGAUAGCGGUUCCUUUGGUAAUCGGCAAAUUCUACAUUGGUAACAUGAAUACACAGUCUGUCCAGCUCGGCAGAGUUCUGUGGUCGGGUCUGGAAGACCGCUCGUGACCUUUCGGCAGGAUUAAUGCCAUCAAGAAUAUUUGAUACGAUUUCAUUCUCUGUGACUCCUAAACGAAGAACUAGGGCCGCUUCUUUAAUGUCGGCAAUGUACCUGGACAAAGGCUCAUUCCUGUGUUGUAAUCUAUUAUACCAGUCAAGCCUGAGAUUCGUGAGCAUCCUGGCAGGAAUAAAAAAACUUAUUACAUCUGCAUGGUAUUGAUCAAAAGUUAAAUUAUUUUCAAUGGCCACCGAGGUUCUUUCACUCAAGGGCGGCUGUGUAAGGGGGAAAACUAAUUCGAAAAGUUCCCUCGUUGGUAUGUUGCAUUUUUGGUGCAACCUAAUAAGUUGUCGUAGAAAAUCAAUUAAUUUCUUUGGGUCCAAACCAUUGGUUUCAGGUAGAUUAUUUAGUAGCCUUUCGGCUGGGUGGGGAAUUUUGCUGUAGAAAUGCGAACUAUGGCCUUGAGGUUCUGAUGUUGGUGGUUGGUGCUGUGUAGUCGCUGGUUGUUCAUUAGACAAAGGGGGGUGGAGGCUGUGUCGCGGAAGAGGGGCGGCAGGGGCGAGUGGAAGGUAUGUGGUUGAGGGACUGACCUGUGGUAUUUGUGGAUCGGGUAUUGGAAUGGUUGGCAUGACAGUUGUUUGUGCCCUUAUUUCUGUCGAGGUGGAUGUGACUGGCUGUGCUGAGGGUGUGAUUGGGAUGCUAAAAGCCAAGGGGGAGGGGUGACGUUCAGGGGUGGUUUGAAGUGAUGAGAAGGGGGAUGUGAAUUGAUGGUAUGGAUUGAAAAUGGCUCCUGAGGUGGGUGGAAGACACACAGAUUGGUAAGGGUAUGUGGAGUAUUCUGGAGGAGGUCUGGUGUAAGUGACCUUGGUAACAGUCUGCGGUAUUGGUCUGAUGACCGUCCCGGGUGGAAACCACACGUGGGUGGAUGGCUGACUGACAGUAGUGAAUGUGGGUGGACUAGGAAGUUGAUUUGUGGAAAAUGAAACUGGAAAAGGUGAUGCAGGGAGGAGUGGAGGGGAGACUGGUAAUGAAGCGCCCUGAGUGGUCUGUGUUUGGGCUCGUUGUGUGUCAGUUUUGAUCUCUUCGAGGGGUGGUGUGUUCACUUCAGACCUUUGUGUCUGGAUGUCGGGAACUAACCCAGUCGCCUCGAGGCUUGUGUUUUGUAGAGCAUUGAGUCUAGUUCUCAACUUGAAUCGGAGAUUAGGGAUCUGCUGACGACAUUUGUCUAUUUCCUUUUGAUAAACCCCAUUUAGUUUCCCUCUUGACAAUAUUACCAGGUUUGCUAGCCUGGUGGCAACGUGAUCGAGUCGGGCGAUCAUUCUUAGUAUGUGGGGUUUGUUUGUUUCGGUGGACACUACAUUUGCAAAUGCUGCAAUAUCUUGGAAUUUACUGGUGGUGACAGUAAAUUCACUAAGAGGGUCUAAGUUCAAAUUUAGAAGUGAGUGUUGUGUUUGUGGUUGGCAAGACCUGAGUCUUUUUCUCAGCUCUUGGGCGUCUCCUGAAGUGGACUGCCCACGAAGUGCUAACUCGUGGAUCACCUCGUCUUUCAAAAGAUACUCUGGAGUAAUCAUAGUGAAAAUCAAAUUUAGUGUACCCUUAAACCACAGAAGGCUUAAGAAGGAGUGAGCGUCUGCUCACAAUGACCUUGAACCUUACCCUAGGCUUACUUACUAAACAUAAAAACACUCUUAACUUAACUUAUACUAGAGACUCACAAGGAGCCUUAUUAUUUUUUUCUUUCUGGUCGCCACCCUGGUCGCACAGAUUCUAAACCCACAAAUUGUAACGCAAAAAUUACGUUUGUCAGGAGUAAUGACCUUUAAACAACAAGGGAGGGGAGGUUCCUCUCGCUCGGCGGGCGUGCGCGCUGAUUAGAUAAGUAGACACCGCGCCCGUCGCUGUUUGGGUUGCGGGGGUGUGAGGGGGGGGGAGAGAGGAAGGCCGUAGUGGAGGCACGUUUAACUGAUAACACACGUGCGCGCAGCCGAACACUGGCCGCGAAACGGAGUGGGUGGGGAGGUCAGCUGGGAGGCGCGAGGAAACACUCGCCUGUCUACUGAUGUGCAGCGGCCAUAUUCAACAUGGCGGACACUCUAUGGUCCGUAAAAAAAAAAUACCGGACUAUGCGUACACAUACUCAUUAAUAAAAGGGAGAUAAAAGAAUUCUAAUGAUGAGUGUAAAUUUUCAUGCAAAAAGACUUACUAUAGUAAAAUAGAUAUAAAAAUACGCGUUAAUUGGCCAGUCAACGUUUACAAUACUAUAAACUAAAGUUAAAAAUUAUUUUAAAAAAAACUGUUUACACUUAUUAUCAUUUAGUUUAAAAGUAUUUGUAAUUUAGCCAAAAUAAUAGCAAUGACCACAAUAAACACAGUUUUGAUGCAAAAUUACGUUAUUACAGUUCCGAUAAAUUAUAUAAACUAAAGUUACUGCUAUCACUUCUAGAACACUCUUUAUGUUCUAUUUAAAAUAUACCCUGUCAAAAAUUUAUUAAUUUAAAUAAAAAAAAAUUUUUUUUUCUUAAACUAUGCUUAUAAAGUAUGCUUCUAACAAACCACGCUCUGCUACCACUUUCUGAACCCCCCUUUGUGCUUGUGCCAUUGGGUAGUACCUUUAUUUAUAGUCCUGGAAGCCGCUUAUAGCCACACAAAUGUUCGUUGAAAAAUCCAGAGGGCACAAGGGAGAAACGGAAUGUCCAAAUGGUGUUCCUCAAGUAAACCUUAGAGAACACUGUGGAUCGUUAAUAUUAAUAAAAAAAAUUAACAACUAGAUAAAAAAAAAAUACAACAUGGGUGAUUGUGCCAUAUUCCCUUGUUUAUUUGUUAAAGUUAGAAUUUUAAAAGAACUAUUUCUGUAGUUGGUAUUUUCUGAAUUUCGAACAUAUUAUAACUUUACAAUUUCAAUACAUAAUAAUAUUAGACAGAUUCAAUUUACUAAUUCAGGGGCCCCUCUAGAGAAAAAAAAAAAAAAUAGACAGAGGUUAAUAAUAAUUUUUUGCGUAGUCUUUUGUCUUAUAAUAAAACCUUCGUAAAAUCAGUUCUGUUAUUUUAACAAUAUUAAAAGUUCACCGAAGACUGGCCAUGACGAGAAUGUACUGUACCACAAGCAUGAUCAGGACUUAUUGCCGAAAAUGUCGUUGAGAUGCAAUAGCUUCCCGGUCACCGGAGAAGGCUGGCGAUUUUCAGGGGCUCCGCGAAGUUGGAGCCGAACUCCAAGAGGUUGGGAGGGUGGUACUCCGGAGAUUUGGAACCCGGAACUUUGGAACUUGGGACUUUGCACCCUCUGCAACCAAGAAAUAGGUCACAGAGUUUAGAAAAUGUAAAAAAUUACAAGGGAGGAUACAAAAGGGGAUGGUCCGAGAAUUAUAGAGUUUGGAGCUUUUGUUUACACUCACCAUUCUGCUGAGGGUGAAUUCCGAAGAAAACGGUCCACGGGAUGGCACUCGCGGACGCGGGUCGCGUAAGCGAACAUAACUAGAUUACUACGGUGAUGUAAACAAUAAUAAAAAAACCAACUAGCUAACUAGAAAAAAGAGACGGGACUACUCCCGAAACUCUGGUAAUCACAUGCCUAGACUUUGUUGGAGCUCUUCGACAGCAAAAGAAGAAAAACCGACGAAAUGGCGGGAGCCAAGUCUCUAAGACGACCGUUCGCGACGAGAGCUCAAGAAAAACUCUCCUCAAUUCCCUAAGUGGCACGAGGUAACAUCGGCUAGCCCAGGGAAGCUGGGACUCGAGGGGAAGGGAAAAUUAGCUGAUUGGCCGAAGACGCCUUGGUGGGGGUCGCUCGAAGGGGCUAAAAGAAAUUAUAAAAAAAGGGGGGGGGGGGUAAGUUCUGUUGGUCGGGCGGUGCUGCUCUCUAGGUAGGUGACACGAGAAACUAAGGGUUAGCCGACAGCUCCGGGACGAGCGGGAAGCCUACUUACAGGCGUUCGGGGGUAAUUUAGUUCAAAACAGUGCCCCUAGAUGGCACGGGUGAGUCGUUUGGCGCUAGCAAAUGGCCCCGGGGCGGGGGCGGGGGCGUGUCCAGGAGAAUGCCCGUUCAGAGUCCUCGGGCUGCUUCUGAGAAAACAUGGAGGGGGGGGGGGAUGGGGAAACUGCACUGUCUGUGAGAAACGACGGCCGUUCGCGACGAGACGUUAUGCUAACGUCGGGUGGGACAUGAGCCGCGCAUGACAAAAGGUGCUCAUGUCAUGCUGCUACUCGGAUCUGAGCUCGUCGUGAGAGAUUGUCGAUGGCAGCAGUUCCUGUCACGGGAGGGGAUCGAAAUGACAGACGGGAGGAGUGUGGCUAGGCGAGGAAAAUUUGAAUCGCCCUGCUGAGUUUAGCAGGCGUCGGCGAGAAUGCUGGGGGGGGGGGGACUAAGGUUUGGGAACGUGGCAGGGCCACUGCUAUAACAAACUUUAGGUGAGAGUGUACACUGAGGGGGGAAAAAUUAAAUUGAGUCGCAAAUUUAAUACGUAAAAUUCAGAUUAAAAAAAAAUUGAAAAUUUUUGAAAAUAGGGCCGAAAAUCUAAAUUGGCGGCACAAUACAUUAAAAAAAAUUUUAAUACAGUUUUAAGUUACCUACCAAUUUAAGUUUAAAUCUUUAAUUAAUAAUGUAAUAAUGUAAAUGAAAUGUAUUCAAGAAUUUUUUUUAACUAUACCAGGUUAUUUUGUAUGCAUAAAGUUUAUUAGCGAACUCUGAUGAACGUGUGUCCAACGACUUUGCUCGUUCUAACGAUACAUAGUGGCUGCGAGUGAGGUAAAUACAAGUGAUGUUGGUGUUCCUGUGGAUAUUGUUGCCAACCUCGUGUCCACCCAGGCCGGCUGUCCCGUCUCAGCAGAUCUGUUUUCACACGUACACUAUCGGUGCCUGAAUGUGCCACGGAUAUCUUCAUUACUUUCUGUUUAUAGCCUGACCACAAGAAUGGUGGAGUGAGUGUAGAGCGGGGGAAACCAGAGUCCUCGUUCUCCAUAGUGUUUCAAAAGGAUCUAUAAAAAAUACUUUCAGAAUAGCAAAUCAAAUGUGCAAGUAAAUUGUGUUUAGAAAUAGUUAUGCAUUUCACAUUUCAGGGCGUAGCAAUGAAUUGUUUAGGGUUAGUUUCACAAAUAACAAAUAUUGUGUUGUUGCCAUAAAGCUGUACAUUGUGUGUGCCAUUGCUGUUCUUGUUGGCAGUGCAACAACACCGACAACUCAACAACCUCCUGGUCGCUAGAGGCAGGCGCUGCUGGAGUCGUUUCAAGCUGAUCAUUGUUCACGACUGUGUAUUAGUUGUGCAUGAUACAUGUAGUCCGAUGUUUUGCAGUGACUUGUCUGAAGCAGUGUGUUCGCAUGUCGCAGUUGUGACAACUGCCCAGUGCAUCCCGGGGCAGUGAGAAGCUAGAAGCUCCCUCGAGCAUUCUGCUUGCGGCACUUGUACCAGGACAGUAAACUGGAGUGUGUUCGCUCGAUGAAGUGGAGGGAAGAAGCCCACGUGUUGCGAGGCCAGGCAGCGGCCAUGUUGGGGGGCUCUCACACAGCAGUCAGGCCCUCCCAGUGUGCUGCGAGGAAGCUGCCAGGUGCAGCAUUACCUGUCCGUCACCAGUUGUAGAGGGAGCUAGGAGCGGCACCCAGGAGUACCUUGCAAGUGUGUCUGCAAUGUCAAGAGAUUUCAUUUAGAAACAUUUUAAGUUUAUUAAUCAAACCAUUGUUGCAUUAGUGAAUUCAUAUAAGAUAUCAUAUAGCUUCGCUUUGUAUACUGUAUUUUAUCAAAUCACAUUCCAGCCUGUGUACUGCAUACUUAUUGUAUUUGAUUUUCAGCCAAAGCACUUUCAUUACACUGUAAAAUAAAAAUUGAUGUUGUGAUAAAUGAAUGAAGACUGUAUUUUGUAUUUAAAUUUAUAACAAAAAAAUUGUAAUAUGUAAUAGCAAAAUAAUUCCAUAAUAAAUGUCUGAAAA